GAAGAGCUUUCUCUCUCUCUCCACGGCCUACCUAGGCGUUUCUCUCUUCACAUCGCCAGUGUGAAGUUCUCCGUGCUGGAUUAAAGAUCUUCAUCUUCAACUGAGCGAGAAAGUUGUGACACAGAAGAGGCUAUUAUAAGGAGAGAAGUUUCAUCUAAUGGCAUCCAGGCUAUUGGAGAGGAUAAACAAGAUGUGCUGCUAGUGACACAGACAACAACAACAUGGACAGACAAUAACAAAUCGUCACUCUAGGGGUGCAGUGUUGGUUCGUUAUGACAAGUGGCUGUGUGGAAGAUGUCCACCCUUUCUGCGACUGAUAUCACAGAUGUUGGUCAUGGGGACUCUCUGGGCUGUGACAGUGAAGAGGGCCCUUCAGCAGCGAUGGCAGAAGUGAAACAGGAGAUUCUCAGUCAAACGGACUUGUACAACACAUCGCACGAUGACCUGAACGACUCCAUGCUCAUGGAAUCCAACGACAUCAAGAUGUUCUUCCGAGAGGACAAAGCUGCGCCAGAGGGUCAGCCAGUGAAGAGAAAGAAAGGUCCUGCACCUAAAAUGCUGGGGAAUGAGGUGUGUAGUGUAUGUGGAGACAAAGCAUCUGGCUUUCAUUACAAUGUGCUGAGCUGUGAGGGCUGUAAAGGUUUCUUCAGACGCAGCGUGAUCAAGGGAGCGCAGUACUCCUGCAAGAACUCUGGCCGCUGCGAGAUGGACAUGUACAUGCGCCGCAAGUGUCAGCAGUGCCGCCUGCGCAAGUGCAGGGAGGCAGGCAUGUUGGAGCAAUGUGUGCUGUCAGAAGAGCAGAUUCGACUAAAGAAGAUGAAGAAACAGGAAGAAGAGACAGCUCGUACCUCUACAGUGGCGACACCGAGCCCUGCACCUGAGAUGCCUCCGCUGGCUCCUGAACAGCAGGAGAUGAUCGAAAAGUUGGUGGCCAUGCAGAAACAGUGCAACAAACGCUCUUUCAUUGAUCGGCCCAAAGUCACUCCAUGGCCACAGAGUCAGGACCCACAAAACCGAGAGGUUCGACAGCAGCGCUUUGCUCAUUUCACAGAGCUGGCCAUCAUGUCAGUACAGGAGAUUGUAGAUUUUGCUAAACAGCUGCCCGGCUUCCUGGAGCUCACCCGAGAAGACCAGAUCGCCCUACUCAAGACCUCAACCAUAGAGAUCAUGCUGCUAGAGACUUCCAGACGUUAUAACCCAGCGAUUGACAGCAUCACCUUUCUUAAAGACUUCACUUACAAUAAAGAAGAUUUUGCGAAAGCAGGGCUGCAGUUAGAGUUCAUCAACCCCAUCUUUGAGUUUUCAAAAGGCAUGAAUGACCUCCAUCUGGACGAGGCAGAGUAUGCUUUGCUCAUCGCUAUCAACAUCUUCUCAGCAGACCGACCAAACGUGCAGGAUCACGAGUUAGUGGAAAGACUACAGCAGCCAUAUGUGGACGCCCUCCACUCCUACAUCAGAAUAAAACGACCCAAUGAUCAUCUGAUGUUUCCUCGGAUGCUGAUGAAGCUGGUCAGCCUACGCACUUUGAGCAGCGUCCACUCAGAGCAAGUGUUUGCUCUGCGCCUCCAAGACAAAAAACUUCCACCUCUACUUUCUGAAAUUUGGGAUGUUCACGAAUGAGCGGGCGAUCCGCCAGGACUGAAUGAGCCAGUGUCAGGGAAACGUGGGUGGACAAGGGUUCCUCUACCGACAGAGCACAGGGUCACAAUGUCCUUCCACUGUCAUGAGAAGCCUGCUUUUACCAUUCUCUUCCUUGACCUCUAGAUUUUUUACCCAGUGGUCAGUGAGAGCUGCUUCCUUUGAACGUGCUAUUGAUAGACUGUAUAGCCAGAAGUAGCUCAGGGACCGAUCAGAGCAGGUAAUGGUUACUCGACCAUCGUCCGAGCUUUGGGGAUUUGAAUGGGAUUGGAUUCAGAGACUUGCUUGCUAUGAUGAGCGACCACGAACGUGUGGUCACUUUUUUAUUUUUUAAGUUGUUUAUAUCUAAUGUUUCAGCACCAAAAGCAUCAAGCAGGUUUUGGCGAAGGUUUCAACCAUCUGUUUCAUAGACGAGGUUGUCUUGAAGGUUUUUCAUUACAGAAAUGUAGUUUAUUUACAGUGUUUUAUGAUUCCACUUUGGCUGAUUGGUUCGAAAUGGCUGGCAGACAUCUAAUAUUUUAAAUAUGCAUAGAUCACGCACAGAAUUGAGGAACAUUGUCUUCUCUUAGUACAGGCUAUAAUUCACAUAUUUUUCCUAUGUGACGUUUGACAUGCAUUUAGUCUUGUAAGUAAUGUUAAAAUGCAAUCUCCUUUUAACACCCAGGUUUUUUUUUUUUUUGGACAAAAACAAAGUCAAUCAGCGCUUAACUAGUGCAAGCCAUCGUGAUUCAGAGCCCAUGUUACACUGAUCAAUCGUAUCAAAGCUUUCACAAGGAAUUCUGUUUUCUGCUGGUUGGAAAAAAGGAACUGAGAAGCCAAAUGGCCAAUUUUAAAAGAAUAAAUAUAUUCUGAAUCAGUAAGAGUCACUGGAGCCGUUGAAAGCAUGUUUUAUCAAAACAACAACAACAAUAAUUGCUGCUACUUUACUCUCACUUAAUCCAUUCAAGAUGUAAGUGACUUUGUCUUUCAGAAGAACGCUAAAGAUGAAUUAAUUUAGAAAGGAUGGUGCUUGGUGAUGAAUAAAAUGCAAGUCAGCUGCUACUGAUUCACUUCGAGAGUCAUUAAAACAUAUAUAGGCAAAACAAAAUGAAUGUCCUUGAUGAUAUGAAGCAAAAUGGUGCAUGAAAGUUUAUAUUAUUUAUGACAUUAUUACCUUUAAUCCAAAGCUUUAGAAAAUGGUCCUGAGCACAUUCAGACUAAGCUUUCUGUUGCCUAAUGAGGUAGAUUAAAUGUUGGGAAUCUGUGAAAAGUCGAUCUUCUUGACUGCAAUCACACAAACGAACAUAAUCUUGCUUUGUUAUAUAGACUUAAGGAUCCAGGAUAAGCACAAGUGCUAUUAAGAUUAACAAUAUAGCUGUAUGCUUCUUUUUUUGAACUUUUGAAGUGCCAUUAGCAUUGACUUGUUUUUUUUAAAAAUAUAAAUACAAAAGUUUCAGCAAAAGAAUUCAGUGUUUUACUUAUGGAAAAACAGUCAUCUACAUCUUGAAUGGCCUUGGUAAACUUAGUAGUUUUCAGUUUUGGGUAGAAUAUUCCUGUAGCAUGAAUCAGUGUGCUGCUUGACUCACAGCGACUACUGAGAUGCAUAGAUAGCUAGAUAGCCUUGCGUGAAGCAUUCUGAAGACAUAAUGCAGACCAUAAUUAUUCCUUUAACAUUACAUUAUAAUGUUUGGUUACUUCCGUCUGUAAGCUAACAUGCUGUACUUUGUUUUUUUUUUUAUUCACUUCUAAUUAAUGGAGGCCUGGUUUAAUAAUGUUUGAAUAUGCAUUCAUCAAAACUCAGAUCGUUAUUAACCGUGCCACUUAUGCCCCACAAUGUAACUCAAGUGAAAAUUAGUGGAUGAUAUUGUCAUAAAAAAUAACAUGGGUAUUUAAUGUUGUAUUUCAUCACCUUGUUGUAUUUUUUGUUUCAAAAUGUUAUAAUUAGUUCUAUAUACACCUAUUCAAUGAGGUGAGUUUAGUCAUUUUUAUUACUAUUUUUUUUAUUUACUCUUGCUAAUUAAUUUAAUUGACAUCUUUAAUAUUUCUUAGUUGAUUUGCAAUUAUAUAGCAUAAUAUGUGUUAACUAUUUUGUUUGUACCUCACUUUAACUGUAUAAUGUGAUUCACAAAGUCUGAAUGCACUCAGAACAAAACCUGUCCCAUUCUCCUCAAGAUAUUGAUCUUAAACUGAACUGUAUCACAGGAUUAGCUCUGAAAUAAGGGACUAGGCAAAUGAGAGCAAUUUGUAACGUCUUACUCUGUAACAAUGCAAAUAUCCAGUGUGAGCAUGCACAAUUCAGGUUUUACUGAUCUUAAAAACCACUUAAGAGACGACAAGGGUUGUUGUGAAUCAAUGCAUCAUGCAAACUAACAUUGUAAAAGAAAUGACCUGCAAGCAUAAUUUCUGCGAUUGACUAAUACAGUUUGUUUGCCCUGACUGUGCAGAUUGAGAAUAUGUUUGCUGACAUGUGUGUUUGUGUGUGUGUGUGUGAGUAUGUUUGAGAAUAUGUUUGAUGAAGUCAUAUGGCCGUUUGUAUGUUUUUUUUUUCUUCCUACCGUUCUUGUCUGGCUGUCAGCUAGUUAAAUUGCUAAUGCAGAUUGUUUUCCUCAAGCUCGUUUUUUAUGAGAAGUUCUAACCUUUCACAAGGGCUUGACAGUUCAAGUGUAUAACUGCAGGUGUCUUUUGCCUUCUGUCCGUUCAGAUUUCAGGACUAUCCCGGGCGCACUGAACAGCCAAACCCUGACAGUUAAUAUGCUGAAUCUUGGUUAAUAACAGUCCACUGAAAUACAUAACCUCCCUGAUCUUUCAGUUGAACUGAUAUUGGAAAUGUGAUGAGGCAUAUUUGAUUUCUGAUCGUCAAUAACGAGCGUUAACUCAUGCUGCUGUAAGCUUUAUUUUCUCCAAACUGAAAUGAUGGAAUGGUCUCCUAGCAGAAUGCUGCUACAUGAGGCAGAGUGUAAUGCAAAGUUGAUUGUAGAUCUAAUUUAUUUUUCACCCUCAGCCCAGUGGACCUCAUUACUCUGAUUAACGUCUGUCUUCAGUAGAGAGAGUCACAUCACAGAGGGUGACAACAUAGAAAUGCAACCUUAUGUUUUAACGCCUUACGUCUUGGAUGUAAACUGCUUUAUAUGUGUAAAUUAAAAGUAGACUAAAUUUAUUGUUCUGUGAGAGUAUAUAUUUAUCUGAUAAAAAAUGCUGAAAACUUAGAUGACUCGAAGCCUAUUCUUUAUACAGAAAUACAUUUACCUAAAACAGGGAUCCUCCGUAUUGUUUCUGUCUUUUUAUUAUUAUUCUGCUGUUUUUUAAUAGAUCAGGGUUGGUUGACCCUGGAAAUAAAUACUGAAUCUGAGCUCAC
Molecule: messenger RNA, 4972 nt
Organism: Danio rerio (zebrafish)
Lineage: Eukaryota; Metazoa; Chordata; Actinopteri; Cypriniformes; Danionidae
Gene: nr1h3
Product: nuclear receptor subfamily 1, group H, member 3
Biological process (GO): DNA-templated transcription; regulation of DNA-templated transcription; intracellular receptor signaling pathway
Cellular component (GO): cytoplasm; nucleus
Molecular function (GO): proline dipeptidase activity; DNA binding; DNA-binding transcription factor activity, RNA polymerase II-specific
Source: RefSeq, marked validated